AUGGCCAUCAAGACGACCGUCGAAUUGGAGCAAGCCCUGAAAGCCCGCGGCAUACCCUUCACGAAAGUAACACCCCUCAACGCCUCCACGAACUUUGUCUGGCGCAUUCAGGCCCCAGACAGCUCAAGCACGAUCAUCAAACAUGCGGAGCCCUAUUCAAAAGACAGUCCAGACAUUCCAAUCUCCACAGACCGCCUAGAUUUUGAAAAGAAAGCGUUAGAAAAGCUCCUCAAAAUAAUUCCCCAGGAUGACAUCUUACGCCUCCCCGCACUCCGCUUCUACGACGCAGACGACAAGAUCUUGCAAAUUAGCGACGCGGGUCUUCGUACGCUUGACGAGGUCUACAGGAACCGAAUGCUGAAUAUCCCCCUCUUCGGCCGCCGAAUAGGCAAAUGGCUCGCCCGAUUGCAUGCUUCGACGCGCAGGGAAGAGACGCGAAAUGCGUUCUUGAACGAGAGCGCAAAAGAGGCGUAUCGAAAAGUGUAUGAUACCGUUCCAGGUAUCUUCUCUGAAUGGGGUCAUGAUGCUUCAGUUGUUGAAAGCAUCAAUGCGAAGUAUGGAGCGUUUGGUCAAUCCGAAUCCGCGUGUGUCUGUCAUGGCGACUUCUCGCCGGAGAACAUCGUGGCGCAAUCAGCAGUUGCGUACGGCUUCAGUAACCACAAACUGACAGUUGUGGACUGGGAGAUGGUGCAUGAUGGGUGUGGGUCGUCAGAUGUUGCGCAAUUCGCCGCGGACGCGUGGUUGCUGGAUCGGUUUAAGGGCGGACGAGAGCUUUUUGGGAACUUUUUGAGAGGCUAUGGGGAGGGUGUAAGAGAAGGUGGUGGGGAAGUCGAUGACCUAUUUAAAAAGAGAGCUGCGGCGCAUUUUGCAGCUUAUUUGACUUUUGCGUCUACAAAAGCGGAGUCAGUAAUGAAAGAAGAGACGGCGCAGGCUAUUAAACUCGGGUUCAAGAUCUUGGAGAAGGUUCUCGCGAACGAUAUGGAGUUUGUGGGAACUACAUUUCCGGGACUAUGA
Mytilinidion resinicola is the source of this 1014-nucleotide messenger RNA. RefSeq lists its product as uncharacterized. The record is from RefSeq and is a predicted model, not a curated record. The coding region runs from base 1 to 1014 and encodes 337 amino acids. The transcript has 2 exons. NCBI's taxonomy places the organism in Eukaryota, Fungi, Ascomycota, Dothideomycetes, Mytilinidiales, Mytilinidiaceae.